GCGGCUCGGUUCUCCCGCCUCCGCCUCCGCCGCGGCUCGUGGUUGUCCCGCCAUGGCACUGUCGCGGGGGCUGCCCCGGGAGCUGGCUGAGGCGGUGGCCGGGGGCCGGGUGCUGGUGGUGGGGGCGGGCGGCAUCGGCUGCGAGCUCCUCAAGAAUCUCGUGCUCACCGGUUUCUCCCACAUCGACCUGCCACCAGGGUCUCACUAUUUUGCUUAGGCUGGUCUUGAAGGUCUGGGCUCAAGCGAUUCUCUCACUUUGUCCUCCCAAAGUGUUGGGAUUACAGAUUGAUCUGGAUACUAUUGAUGUAAGCAACCUCAACAGACAGUUUUUGUUUCAAAAGAAACAUGUUGGAAGAUCAAAGGCACAGGUUGCCAAGGAAAGUGUACUGCAGUUUUACCCGAAAGCUAAUAUCGUUGCCUACCAUGACAGCAUCAUGAACCCUGACUAUAAUGUGGAAUUUUUCCGACAGUUUAUACUGGUUAUGAAUGCUUUAGAUAACAGAGCUGCCCGAAACCAUGUUAAUAGAAUGUGCCUGGCAGCUGAUGUUCCUCUUAUUGAAAGUGGAACAGCUGGGUAUCUUGGACAAGUAACUACUAUCAAAAAGGGUGUGACCGAGUGUUAUGAGUGUCAUCCUAAGCCGACCCAGAGAACCUUUCCUGGCUGUACAAUUCGUAACACACCUUCAGAACCUAUACAUUGCAUCGUUUGGGCAAAGUACUUGUUCAACCAGUUGUUUGGGGAAGAAGAUGCUGAUCAAGAAGUAUCUCCUGACAGAGCUGACCCUGAAGCUGCCUGGGAACCAACGGAAGCCGAAGCCAGAGCUAGAGCAUCUAAUGAAGAUGGUGACAUUAAACGUAUUUCUACUAAGGAAUGGGCUAAAUCAACUGGAUAUGAUCCAGUUAAACUUUUUACCAAGCUUUUUAAAGAUGACAUCAGGUAUCUGUUGACAAUGGACAAACUAUGGCGGAAAAGGAAACCUCCAGUUCCGUUGGACUGGGCUGAAGUACAAAGUCAAGGAGAAGAAACGAAUGCAUCAGAUCAACAGAAUGAACCCCAGUUAGGCCUGAAAGACCAGCAGGUUCUAGAUGUAAAGAGCUAUGCACGUCUUUUUUCAAAGAGCAUCGAGACUUUGAGAGUUCAUUUAGCAGAAAAGGGGGAUGGAGCUGAGCUCAUAUGGGAUAAGGAUGACCCAUCUGCAAUGGAUUUUGUCACCUCUGCUGCAAACCUCAGGAUGCAUAUUUUCAGUAUGAAUAUGAAGAGUAGAUUUGAUAUCAAAUCAAUGGCAGGGAACAUUAUUCCUGCUAUUGCUACUACUAAUGCAGUAAUUGCUGGGUUGAUAGUAUUGGAAGGAUUGAAGAUUUUAUCAGGAAAAAUAGACCAGUGCAGAACAAUUUUUUUGAAUAAACAACCAAACCCAAGAAAGAAGCUUCUUGUGCCUUGUGCACUGGAUCCUCCCAACCCCAAUUGUUAUGUAUGUGCCAGCAAGCCAGAGGUGACUGUGCGGCUGAAUGUCCAUAAAGUGACUGUUCUCACCUUACAAGACAAGAUAGUGAAAGAAAAAUUUGCUAUGGUAGCACCAGAUGUCCAAAUUGAAGAUGGGAAAGGAACAAUCCUAAUAUCUUCCGAAGAGGGAGAGACGGAAGCUAAUAAUCACAAGAAGUUGUCAGAAUUUGGAAUUAGAAAUGGCAGCCGGCUUCAAGCAGAUGACUUCCUCCAGGACUAUACUUUAUUGAUCAACAUCCUUCAUAGUGAAGACCUAGGAAAGGACGUUGAAUUUGAAGUUGUUGGUGAUGCCCCGGAAAAAGUGGGGCCCAAACAAGCUGAAGAUGCUGCCAAAAGCAUAACCAAUGGCAGUGAUGAUGGAGCUCAGCCCUCCACCUCCACAGCUCAAGAGCAAGAUGACGUUCUCAUAGUUGAUUCAGAUGAAGAAGAUUCUUCAAAUAAUGCCGACGUCAGUGAAGAAGAGAGAAGCCGCAAGAGGAAAUUAGAUGAGAAAGAGAAUCUCAGUGCAAAGAGGUCACGUAUAGAACAGAAGGAAGAGCUUGAUGAUGUCAUAGCAUUAGAUUGAACAGAAAUGCCUCUAAACAGAACCCUCUUACUAUUUAGUUUAUCUGGGCAGAACCAGAUUGUUAUGUCCUUUGUUCCAAAGGGAAAAAAUUGACAGCAGUGACUUGAAAAUGAUUCUGCUCCCUUUGAAAGCAUUCAUUUUGCUAGAACUGUUAGACACAUUGCAGUAUGCUGUAUUGAAAGUAGGAAUAUAGUUUUAAAAACCCUUUGAACAAAGUGUGUGCAUAACCAGUCAUGAGAUAAAACAACACAAUGCAUGUUGCCUUUUUAAUGUAAAUACCCGUAGGUAUCAUUAAUAGUUUCAAAAUAUUGUGGUUUAGUAAAGUUGAUACCUGGUUAUAAAUAUUAUGCCUUUAUUUUUGGCUAGAAGAAGAAUUAUUUUUAGCCUAGAUCUAACCAUUUUCAUACUCUUAACUGAUUGAAACAGAUUCAAAGAAGUAUCGAGUGCUAUGCAUUGAAACUUGUUUUUAAAUGUUAGAUGGCACUAUGUAUAUUAAUGUAAAACAAUGUUAAUUUACUCAAGUUUUCAGUUUGUACCGCCUGGUAUGUCUGUGUAAGAAGCCAAUUUUUGUGUAUUGUUACAGUUUCAGGUUAUUUAUAUUCGAUGUUUUGUAAAACUCAAAUAACGACUAUACUUAUGGACCAAAUAAAUGGCAUCUGCAUUCUUGUUACACAUGCCUGCACAGUUCCUGUUUCUGCUGCCUUAUAUCUACUGCAGGAAUGUCAAAUUCUUUUCAUUAAAAAAAGAACUCGGUCGGGCACGGUGGCUCAUGCCUGUAAUCCCAGCACUUUGGAAGGCUGAGGCAGGUGGAUCACCUGAGGUCAGUAGUUCAAGACCAACCUGGUCAACAUGGUGAAACCCCAUCUCUACUAAAAAAAAAAAAAAAAAUUAGCCGGGCCUGGUGGCAGGCACCUGUAAUUCCAGCUACUCAGGAGGCUAAGGCAGCAGAAUUGCUUGAACCCGGGAGGCAGAGGUUGCAGUGAGCCAAGAUUGUGCUAUUGCUACUCCAGCCAGGGCGAUGAGUGAAACUCCAUCUCAAAAAAGGUUCAGAAGAUCUCCACUGUUUGCCAAAGACGAGUACUUUCUUUUCUUUAUUCUUGGAGACUUCACAUGUAGGAAGAGUACUUUCUAAAAUAAAGCUCUUCCUGCGUGUGGUGGUGGUGCACAUCUGUGUUCCAGCUACUCAGGAGGCUGAGGCAGGAGGAUGGCUGGAGCCCAGAAGUUCAAGGCCAGCCUGGGUAACAUAGCAAGACCCUGUCUCUAAAAAAUAAGUAAAUAAAAUAAAGCUUUUAAUGGCAGUGGGUUUUUUGUUCGUUUUUGAGAUGAAGCCUCACACUGUCAUCUGGCCUGGAGUGCAGUGGCGCGAUCCUGGCUCACUGCAGCCUCCGCCUUCCAGGUGCAAGCGAUUCUCCUGUCUCAGCCUCCCCUGUAGCUGGGAUUACAGGCGCCCUCCACCACGCUCAGCUAAUUUUUUGUAUUUUUAGUAGAGAUGGGGUUUCACUAUGUUGGCCAGGCUGGUCUGGAACUCCUGACCUCGUGAUCCACCUGCCUCAGCCUCCCAAAGUGCUGGGAUUACAGGCGUGAGCCACUGCGCCUGGCCUAAUGGCAGUGUUUUUAAAAUUUGGAUUGUCAGCAGUUGGCCUUUGUUGAGAAAAUGUGUGACUUUGCCCAAGCCCAGUAACUUGGAGCCUUGAAUUUGAGAUGCUGGAAAGGGAGUCCUUCCUCCUUUCUGCAGUGUUUGUCUGGGUUGUCCCCUAGUUUACCAAAGUCCAUUUUGAAUGUACCAUCCCCAGCCCAACUCCAGCCUACAGAUAGUGCCAGACCGCCAGUAGGUGGAGUAGCACUGUCUUCCUGGUCCCGGACCUCAGAGGGCUUUGCCUGUUAGGGUACUCUUAUCACUCAGAGAUGGGCCUUGAGUUUUCAGAGAACAGAAAGCCAUUAAGCUGUUUCCCCUAUUGUAUUCAUGUGCCCUUUGUGUUUCUGGCAAUAAUUUAUUUUAUAUUUCAACUAAAUUUUAAAUUUCUAAUUCA
Molecule: messenger RNA, 4099 nt
Organism: Homo sapiens (human)
Lineage: Eukaryota; Metazoa; Chordata; Mammalia; Primates; Hominidae
Gene: UBA2
Product: ubiquitin like modifier activating enzyme 2
Exons: 18
Coding region: 435-2069 (544 amino acids)
Biological process (GO): protein modification by small protein conjugation; protein sumoylation
Cellular component (GO): cytoplasm; SUMO activating enzyme complex; nucleoplasm
Molecular function (GO): SUMO activating enzyme activity; ubiquitin-like modifier activating enzyme activity
Source: RefSeq, marked validated